Molecule: messenger RNA, 1022 nt
Organism: Macrosteles quadrilineatus (aster leafhopper)
Lineage: Eukaryota; Metazoa; Arthropoda; Insecta; Hemiptera; Cicadellidae
Product: superoxide dismutase [Cu-Zn]-like
Exons: 6
Coding region: 125-748 (207 amino acids)
Biological process (GO): removal of superoxide radicals
Molecular function (GO): superoxide dismutase activity; copper ion binding
Source: RefSeq, a predicted model, not a curated record
ACUCAGUCCUCAGUCGUGUAUUCGCGCUGGUUCUGUUCGUACCUACUUGUGUGGAUCCUCCAGACCCCAAAACGUCACCUAACAAACAGGUCUUCCCAAGUUCUUCUUUAACAGAUCAGUCAACAUGGUCUACAGGUUCUGCGUCGUCGUGCUGCUCGCGCCUGCGCUUCUCUCCCUCGUCUGCGCCGAGGAGAGGAGAGCUAUCGUGAUCCUCAAGGGAGACCCCGGUGUGUCUGGCAAUGUCACCUUCUCACAGAUGGAGGACGACGGUCCUGUCACCAUCAGAGGCACCAUCAGUGGCCUGUCAAAGGGCAAGCAUGGCUUCCACAUCCACGAGAAGGGGGAUCUGACAUCAGGGUGCAAGAGCACCGAAGGUCACUUCAACCCCGACAAGAAAAACCACGGAGGCCCGAACGAUGAGGUACGUCAUGCCGGAGACCUGGGUAACAUCUUCGCUGAGGACAACGGUGUGGCCGACGUGGUGAUCACAGACAAGAUCAUCUCUCUGGUGGGCAAAUACAGCAUCCUGGGCCGUGCCGUGGUCGUCCACAGCGACGCCGACGAUCUGGGCCGUGGGGGCUUCAGUGACAGUCUGACCACUGGACAUGCCGGCACUAGAGUUGCCUGCGGGGUCAUCGGCAUCCAACACCCGUCAGAUCCUUGGUUCCAAGGUGCUUCUUCAGCAUCUUUUCACUUCGUCAGCACGGUCACUCUAGGAGCUGCUUUACUAGCUAGGGUGCUACACUGAGACUCUAUCUAUUUCGUUGAAUCUGUGAUGUGGACAAAUCAAAAUUACCAAUCUAGUGUUUAAUUUAAAGCUAAUACUACGUAUUAGACCUUUAUUUAUCCAUAUGUGGAACCUGUAUUUAAUAUUCUAUUUAUUAUUAAGUGUACAAAAGUAAUAUUUUUCAUUGAUUUUUAUAUGUACUACGAAACGUUGUAUAAAUUAUUUCUAGUUGUGACGAGUAAACAUUGUUAUGGUUAGUAUAAGUGUGAUUUGCAAAUAAACGUUUGUAAGUUUU